Messenger RNA from Myodes glareolus (Bank vole), 1783 nucleotides. It is a transcript of the gene Ly6g6c, whose product is annotated as lymphocyte antigen 6 family member G6C. NCBI's taxonomy places the organism in Eukaryota, Metazoa, Chordata, Mammalia, Rodentia, Cricetidae. The record is from RefSeq and is a predicted model, not a curated record. Gene Ontology annotation, cellular component: external side of plasma membrane; protein-containing complex.
UCUUCUUCUUCUUCUUCAAGCAAACUAGCAUGACCCCCAAGUACCACAAAUUCUGAAGCUCAGCUUCCUGAGUUCAAAUCCUGAUUUUGCCACACAGUAGCUGGGUGAUGUGAACAAGUCACCUCAUCAGGAAAAUGGAGAUAAAAGCAUGCGAGAACCAAAUAAAUACUUUGAGGCCGCCUGAAACAACAGAUGACACACGGGAAUGCUCAGGGCAUGACAUUAUUAUUACAUCUGCUCUUAUCUUGCUUCCUAUCUCUCCUGAGUGCCCACAGUGUUCCUCCCUACCCAAGGUGCUCCUCCCAAAACCAGGGGUGUGAGAGCAUCCUUAGCAUAUUGAUGUGGGCCUUCAGGAUCUACAGCCUCAGCCCCCCGCUUGCUUCUAUGACAUCACAGAAACCCUCCAUGAUGUCACAAGCCUUUAUCCCCGGGGCUGAGCAUCAUCAGUUGGAAGCAGGAUGGAGAAUGAAUCUACAUAAAUCCAGUCCGUUUCAUCAAUUUCUACUUGCAUGUUCCUGAUCAAUGUCUCCCCACCCCCAGGGACCCAAGUGGAUGACCAGCUCGGGCGACAACCCACUGCCCACUUCCUAGGAGCCAGCAGGAGCUGGCACUGUGGCUGUUUAAGUCCCAGAGGCUUUUCUGAUGCUCCUUCAGAGCAGUGGGGCCCUCCGUGGGUGGUCCUAAAACCGAGAUCCAAAAUGGAGUUGGCCACUAGUGACACUGGUCCUCUCUCCCACCCCCCUCCCUCAUCUCUCAUCCCUACCCAGGCUUGCUUGGACCCUCCCCACCUCUAGUCUUUCUGAUGAGCUGGGUACAAACAGGGAGGGAGGUACCACAGAGGGCAGAGGCCUGGAAGGGAGGGGCCUUUGGGAUUAUAAAUUCCGAAAAGGCUGCUCAGCUCUCAGAACUGGAUCCCCGAGAAUCCACUGACAGCUUCUGGGGCUGUGGACAUUCUCAGCACCUUCACCAUGAAACACCUGCUGCUGGUCACCCUGACUGCCCUGUUCUGCUGCUGGGUCUCAGCUGACACCAGAUGUCACUCUUGCUACAAGGUCCCCGUGCUGGGCUGUGUGGAUCGCCAGUCCUGUCGUCUGGAGCCAGGCCACAAAUGCCUGACAACAAACGUGUACCUUGGAAAGAUGUGGGUUUUCUCUAACCUGCGCUGUGGCACACCGGAGGAGCCCUGUCGAGAGGCUUUCAACCAAACCAACCACAAGCUCGGCCUGAACUACAACACCACCUGCUGUGACCAGGACAACUGCAACAGCCCAGCUCCAAGGCCCACACCUGCGCUGGCUCUGGUCUCCCUCACCUCCUUGGCCGGCCUUGGCCUCUGGCUAUUGCACUGAGAGUCACUCCACGGCUGCAUGCUUCCCAUCUCUUAGCUUGAGUCUUUCUCCCUGUGCCCUGAGAACUCCAGCUCUCCAGAAUGCUCUCCCUCACCCCUGGCUCCUUUCUUCUGAAGAUCAUUCCCCUGUUGUCCCAUUUAUUUCAUGGGACCGUGCCUAGAGUGGUCUUUCCAGCCACCCUUCUCAGCUGGCACCCUCCAUUUUAUACCAAGUCCUUCCCCAUUUCCUUGGAGACCUCUCUGUCUCCUUCACUGGCCACUGAAAGGACCCCUACCUGAAUGCACACUGGUGUGACCCUGGGAUGAGCUCCGGAAGUGCUACCGUCUUGUCUCCAGUGAGUGAUCCCAAAGGACCCGCUAACCUCAAUGCAUGGGGUUGAUUCAUUCAAACCUCUGCUCAUCUCGUUCCAUCUUGAGAAAUAAAUGUGGGUGUCU